UUGUGGGAGGAAGCCGAUUAUCAGGAUACUCUUGCUUUACAACACUUUGGUCCACUGAGAAAUCUUAUUACAGGUUGUACCUAUCCAGGAAAAGGACACGACUUUUUAUCAGUUUCUGUUGCUCAUCCGACUUGGUGUGAUAAAUGUGGAGAUUUUAUGUGGGGGUUUUUGACAAAGGCUGUGAAAUGUGACAAUUGUAAUUACACGUGUCACGCAAAGUGUAGGUCGUUGGUAACACUUGACUGCAAAACAGCUGACAGCACUUUGAGUUCUUGUCAAGAAUUAUCAAUGACUCCAAUUUAUCCCAGUUUAAAAGUGUUUGCUGAAAGUGACGAUAUUUUAGAGGUUUUUACUUUUCCAUUUUUUAGCCAAAAGGACGAAACAAGUGGUUUUGUACAAAUUCAUAUGAAUUUUAUGCGGCCUAUCAAUGUAGUCGCUGGGGACUCACUUUCAUUUUUAGAUGUUACCAGGUCACUGACUACCAAUUCACUGAGAACAAUUACACCAUUUUUCCUCCCAAGAAAUACUGUCAAAAAUGUAAAUAUAAGUAGCAAGAUGACUACUAGAGAAAUGAUCGUAACAUUAUUGAGAAAAUUCAGAGUGGCAGACAAUCCUCGAAAAUUUGCAUUAUAUGAGCGCUUUUGUGAUUUUUCCGAAGAUGCAGCUGUGCAAAAUUAUAAUUUGGUGCGUAUUCCGGACGAAUCAUAUCCUCUCAUUAUUGUGCGAUCUUGGGAAGAAGAAGGUAAAAAAAGGCAGUUAGUUUUACAGGAAAACGACACAGGAGAUAUUUUGUGGGACAUGUUUGAAAUACCAGAACUUGAAAACUUUUUAAGAAUAUUGGAAGACGAAGAGAAGCAGUAUUCUUUUAGAAUACGACAGAAAUACGAUGCAUAUAAGUUCACAAUUUUUUCUACUACACUUGAAAAGCAUUUUUUUAGUUUCUUUCUAAUCAGUUAUUUUCAUAUGCACCAUAUGGUAUGGAUAAAUUUUAGAUGGUAUUUGGAUGAAAAUUUGCACAGUCGAGGUGUUUCAGUGGAUAACAAUGAAUUCAAUGCAGUAAAAGCAAAUUCUUGUAUAUCUACCGAUGUUUAA
Thelazia callipaeda (thelaziosis nematode) is the source of this 1092-nucleotide messenger RNA. The record is from the annotation of a GenBank genome assembly. NCBI's taxonomy places the organism in Eukaryota, Metazoa, Nematoda, Chromadorea, Rhabditida, Thelaziidae.